CUCUGGUUGUCUGCCUUCACCCAGGACCGUCAGGCAGGCAGCAUGAUCGAUGCGAUGCCUCCGUCCACCCAUCCAUUUUUCAUAAAGCAGCCAGCAUACACGUGUCUGUGUCCGUCAUCCCGUGUAUGUUAGUCACCCCAUCGUCUACUCUACUCAACAGCGGCCCCUGUCCACCGCCCUCGCCCGCCCGCGCUCAGUCGCGCACACAGAUGUGCCUCCAUCGCUCCCUCCCGCACUCUCUUCCUCUUUGGGAGGUUCAUCCACUUGACUCAUGGGACGCUCUCUGAAACGGUGCGCAGCUGCCGGGGUCGGUCGUCGCGACACGAUGCUGGUUGGCUGGGGACGAACGACAUGCCGUGGGCAGCUGGCAUAGUCACGUCCAUGCCGAACAGCGUAACAGGAGCUAAGGGGGCGCCCGCUUCACCGAUCCCCGGCUUGUCCUUGUCCGCUGCGCUGGCUGGGCGUGCCUCGUGUUGCCGAUGGCUGCCCUCGGUCGUCUCACGUUGAACAGAACGGCCCGGGGAUUGUAUACCAUCACUUGUGACGCCCUUGACACUGUCCUUCGCUGCUUCAGCUGCUGCUGCUGCGGUGCCGUCCCGGUCAGGCCCCUCGCCGUCGUUGACCCACUGGAGUGUGGACAUGGCCAGCAGCAUCUUGCGCCGAUCGACUAUGGCCUCAGGCGCCGCCAGGGGGCCGCCAGCUGCCCUAGCGGCCGGCACAUCCCGCCUGACGACCCUGUCGACCUGUUCGGCCGACAGCAUCCUCUUCUUGACGAAUCGGUCGCUCAGCGGCGUGACGUCGUCGUCAUCCUCGUCGGUCUCACCACACACGUCCCCGGCAGUGCCCUUGCCUCGCCCAAAGACGCCCUUAGGGUGGAGAUGCAGGGUGUCGACGGCCAUUGGGUGUGGCCUGCAGGCGUCGCCCUCAUCCCACCCCUCCAGCUCACAGUGCUUGAGCAGAUGCUCACGGUCACUGGCGAAGGGCUUGAUCUCAUCCUCGUCGCCGCCGGCAUGAUCGUGGCUGCCGUCUGGUGGGGUGGCCGGGGGGGUCAUGAGGGCAGCCGGGGAGAGAAGGGGAGACGGGGGCUGGUUGAGUCGGCCGGACAGGAAUGCUCGCAGCCUGGGCAUCAUCCAUGGACCGCGGCGAGUGCUGCGGCGGGGCUCGGAGGCGGAAGGAGAUGAGUUCCGCAAGUCCUGCAGCUGAAAGUCUGAUGAAUCAAUGGACAAAAGAGCACAACGUGCAGUGAGGAGAUAUACAUACGUGAUCCAGAUCAGAUCGUCAAGGGAUUGCUCCUUGCCUACAUUGUCUGGAGGAUGAGGCAACCAGCAAAUCGAUGCCACUCUCCCUGCACACAGACAGACAGACAGACAGACAGACAGACAAGGAGCCGCGCACAGCACAGGGGAAGAGAGUAUCCAACAGUCAGUAAUCGGUGUGUGCCUUUCCCCUGGUGUCUCCUUCCCUCCCUCCCUCCCUCCCUCCCUCCUGCCAUCCCUCCCAGCUUCCCUGUGUGCCUUACGCGAGGACAGAACAAGUGGCUCGUAUAAUCUCAUAGUCCCACUCGGAGAGCUCCCUGUCGUGGCGGUGGGACCGCCUGUUCUCCGCCCAGGUCAUGAGUUCGUCGGUCGAGUAGCCCGUCCGCUGGGCGAUGCGGCAAGGGUUGGGCAGGGGGGCCUGGUGCAGCUUGGACAAGUCAUAAGCAGACAGACGGGACAUCAGAUCGUCACCAUCUGGCCACCCACCCCACACAAGACAAGACAAGAAAGACGUACGGUACGUACAAUGAAUGACCGGACAGGUAUAUGCAUCCAUCCAUCAAUGACGGAUGUCUGUUGUGUCAAGAUUGCUGGUUGGGUCCUGCUCACCUGUCUGCAUGGGGGAGGAGUCCCCCGGGUGGUCGAGUGGGGACACUUUGCGCUUCUUGUAGUGGAAUUUGCCUCCGCUGGGUCCGUCCGGGAUGAGGGGAUCUCCUCCUGGCCCUCCGCCGCCCUCGUGUCUCCUCUUCUUCUUAGCGUCCCGUAUGGCGUCCGACCCCAUGGGUCUGUGGCGGCCCUCCCUGUCAUGCCGCUCGCCCCUCUCGUCACGACCACACGCAUCAGACGACACCGGACCCUUCUUCCUCUUCUUCUGCGGCACCGGCAGCCCCUGCACACACCACAGCCAGGGGCAGGGAGGGAGGGAGGAAACAGAGACAUACAUACACACCAACCGCCUCCGGCGGCGCUUCCCAUCAGUACCUCCCUCCCUCGCUGUCUGCCCGCCUUGCUGCCCCUGUGCGUACGUACCUGUGAGUGUGCGGGUUGUUGUGUUGGCGGCCUCUCUCGCCGAGGGGCUCCCCUGUCCACUGCGGGCAUCGAGUCGACCAAUGCUGGCACAACCAGAUCAGGGACAGAUCAGGGACGAUGGAUGGUCACAUCACACACUGCCAGACAAACAGCUACCCUCCCUCCCUCCCUGCCUCAUCUCCUUCAAUGAUCUCACUCACUCACUUCUGAGAGCAGCAUGGAAGGCCAGUUUGAUCUCGACCGUUUCGCAGAGGCUGUUCCUGGCGCCCUGUCCCCUGGAGGGAAUGAAAUUCCAGCCCCAGCCCUUGAAGAGCUCCCGCGGAUGGUUCAUCAUCUUGGCGCGGCGGUACCAGUCGCCGCCCCACACGCCCGUCAGGUCCUCCUUCUUCCUCAGCGCCUCCACCGCCUCGGAAGAGGCCGGCUUGAACCACCCCACCCGGCCGCCGUAGGGCGGCGACGAACACGCGAUGCUCACGCCGGGAGUCAGCCGACGGAGCUGACGGGAAGGGGACAGGACCUCGACGGGCAAGGUGGGGGCGGCAGCAGGGGGGGCAACAGAGGGGGAGUCAAGGGGACCCGGGUGGGGCCCUGUCCCGCCCCACCCUGCAUCGGGACCUCCCUCGCAGCCGUUCGGGAGCAUGGCCUGAUCGCCAUCGUGGGGACCAGAUAAUGGAGCUGCCACUCCAUUCUGCUUGUCAGCCACCUCGCUCCCGCCGUCGGCUGUCCGACAGACAUCCUCGCCAGUGUCUGCGGGGGCUGCUGCUGCUGCCGCUGCAGCUGCAGCUGCGCCCUCCUCUUGCUUGAAGACCUUGGUGGGCUGAGAGGCACUGACCCCAGGGUUUGCCGAGCCAUGCUGCUGGUGGUUUUGUAGCCCGUUGUGCGUUGGGGUGGCGUCGAGGUCCGAUGAUGACGUGAUGAUACCGAAGGACCAGGAUGAUGGGGGCAAGAAGACCUGAUCCAACCACCCACAUCACCCACAUAUAGCCAACCCGUCCCGUCCCGUCCAGGGACUAACACAUAUGUACCGACCGACGGUAUGUCUGGGUCGCAUCGCACCUGUGCGCGUCGUAUUCUGUCCCUGGUGACCUUGUCGGUGAUGGUGCCCGUCCAGGGGUUGGCAAUGCGGUACAAGGGGCGGCCCCUGGACGACGUGUCCACACCCACCACCACGCCCAGGAACGACCUCGCCUGAUCGCCCGCAUCCUUGGUGGUCGCUGCAGGCACGGAUGCUCCACCAGUGGCUGCCUUGCGUCCCAGGCUGGUCACCGAGCCGCUGCUGGCGCCUGCCCCUCCCCCUCCCCCCUGUUGUGCUUGUGCUGCUGCCUGUUCCUGGCUGGCCUUCCACUGGUUGGUCUCCAUGAUGAUGGACCUGGAUGUGGACCCCCCCGAGGGCUGGUUGAUGUGCACCACCUCCACCCACUCACCCUCACCCACACUCCUCUCCAGAACGCACCAAUGCUCGGGGGCGGGGGGCUGACAGGACGGGCUGCCACUGCUGCUGGUGGGUUGAAAGUCGGGUCCGAGUGAGAGGUCUCCGAAGGGGCUCAUGUGGAGGGCGGGCUCGCACAGCCUGACGUCGACGGCGUGUCCGCCAUCCAGCCUGAAGUCGACCUCGGACUCACGGUCAGGUGGGCUGUCCUUACCCAUCCGCCAUGGGUGGUCCACCCGCUUCCCACGCGCACUGUCGGUGCCACUGCUCCCUGCAGACUGCUGGUGCUGCUGCAGCCGGCUGCUGGCACGGACCGGCUCCUUGGGUAAAGGCUGGUUGGGCAACCCAUCACGGUGCUGCCGUCUCAUCCCCUUGCGGCCCACUUCCCUCAUUCUGGGCAGGCUGGGCACGGCAAAACCGUCGCAUGACUCGGCCGCACCUCCUCCACCACCACCACCACCAGCAGCAGCAGAUCCCCCGGCCGGAUUGCUGUGGGUGAUGGUGUGUUGGGUGUGUUUGUCGCUGGCCGUGGGCGACACUCCGCCGCCCCCACUCUCACUCCCCAUGUCCUCGGCAACAGAUGCGGGCCGCUGGGAACCACCCGCGUCGGCCAUCUCGUGGUCACCUUGCCCGAAGACUGAUGCCAACGAAGGUGGGUGGGAUGUGGCGCAGGGAGCCGCAGCCGCUGCCGCAGCGGGCGAGACAGCACUAGCUGCGCUGCCGGCGACAGGAGGGGCAUCCGGGGGCUGACUCACUGAGGGCUCAGACUUGGAUGGCACUGUGGCGAUGUGGUUCGUGUCUCCCCCUCCUCGUCCUCCAUCCGUGCCCCCCUGACGGCCGUCGACAGCCGGACCACUUUUGGCCUUGGACGGCUGUCCUGCCGUGUCGGUGUCCUGGGCAUGGGCGUGCGGUGCGAUGGGCGGGAGUGGGUGGUGUGGCGGAGGGAGGGCUCGACCCACGGUGAUCAGCGGGGACGGGACGGCCGGGAGGGAUGGACAAAAUCGGUUGAGAUUGUCCAGUUCCAAAGGCCACAGGUAGCGCACGAUGCAACGAUCGCCGUAGCGAUCACGAAGCUCAGCAUAGCUGUGACACGCACACACACCAGCACACGUGUACAUACAUGGAUCACAUAGCUCUGCCCCGCGCCCAUCCCGUGCAUCCGUCCGUUUUGAUGGAUUGCACCUGUCCUCACUCACCAGAAUUCGCCAUUGGCAGUCUCGUCUGAAGUGUUCCAGACCCUCAUGACUGCACACAUACACAGGAGCAACACACCCACCAUCGAGCCAGAGGCAAUGCCCGAGGUGACAUGGAUCUUCGUGUCCCUGCCUGCCUGGCUGUGACGUACGUGUCUCCCUCCCUCCCUCCCUCCCUCACUGCUUACUUGGUGUGAAUGACGGCUCCCGCCGUUUCCUCUCGAGCAUGGCGUCGAAUAUCUCAUAGAGCCAAAACGUGUGAGACAUCAGCGGAUUCCACACAUUCGUCACUGGUGGGUAGGUAAGCGAUUCACACACAAGUGCACCAAGCAAGAGACACGGACGUGACAGCGUGAAGGAUGGAGACAUGACAUGCAGACACGACACGACCAAGUGUGCGUGUCCGUGUGUGUGUCCCAGCCGCCUCCGUACGCACGUACGUGCGUAUGUACCUGCUGUCUCGCCCUGUGCCCUGGCGUCAUCUCUAUCGGUGUCUGAAAAGCUAGAACCACGGAGGUUGCACCGGCGCAACACCUGGACAUUAAUUAACACAACCAUCAGCCGGACAAAAACGUCCGUGUCUCGCUUCGGUCGACCCCCGACUCCUCCCUCCCUGGUUCGUGUGACUUGACAUACACGCCGCCGACCUCCGUCCGUAUGUCCGUAUGUGUGUACGCACCUGUGUGUUGUCGAGGGGUCGAUCGUCGUUGUGUCCGCCCGCGAUGAGUCGUGAGUCCGUGAGUGAGAUGCCGUCGAGCUUGACGAGCUUGAGGCGGUAGGCGUUGUUGAUGAUCCACCGCUUCAGGUCGCUCCGCCCUGUCAGACAGUUGCGAAUCACCAGCUUCCGCAACCCGUUGAUCAGGAUCGUCUUGAGAGCCGACAUCGACUCACUCGACACCGCCAAGUGGUUGUCUGGUUAGUUAAUCCAGAGAUAGGUAGGUAGACGGAUAGAUGGAUGGAUAGAUGGAUGUGGAGGCACACCCUGCCUCCUGUCUGGUGUCUCCCUGCCUCCCUCCCUGCCUGCCUGGCCCGCCCCUGAGCGCCCACCGCGCCCCUCCUUGGUCCCGCCCACCCACCUCCCUACCUGAGACAUUGAGUUUCCUGAGUGUUUUGACGUUCUUGAGGGCCUUGACGACCAUGGUGGUCUUGUCUGAGGAGAAGCUCAUGGCGUUGCAGUUGAACUCCCGGAGCCACGGCAGGCGUCCCACACACUCGCAAAACAUCUCGAACCGCUCACGAGGCCACAGGGCGCCCGCAUAGAGCGUCAUGGUGGUCAGGUGCGGCAGCUCCCCAAGCACACACAAAAAGUCCCGCAGAUCCUCAUCCCGCGUGAACUUCACGUCAUUACACAUGUGCACCGUCCGCCACUCGCCCCUCCUGACACACAACACAACACACACAACACAACACAAACCAUUCGCACACACGUGCGGCACACAAGCGCACGGUGUCCUUGAGAUAGUAGGCGAGCACAUACACACACACAGACGCCCCUCCUUCCUGCCUUCGUGCGUUACCUGGCGAGCAAUUUCUCCUUCUCCUUCGCCCACUUGGCCUCUGACACGAGCCUGAUAGACACGCAGGUAGAGAACCACACCAACCGCACACAGAGGAUGUGGUGCAUAUCCCGCCGGCCAUCUGGCGAGAUUGGAUCUUGCGCUGCCCGCCCGGCGAGCGAGGCACUCACUCCUGGCACUCACUGGUCUGGCGCCACGCCUACCCCAUGAUGUCAUAUCUCUCCUGUGCUCUCGUCGGCUUCUUGUCAUCUCUCGUCUUCUUCAUCUUCCAACACUCCACACGCCGAUGCUCCUAUACGGCCCCCCGCUCCUUUAUGUCGUGUGUGAAG
Vitrella brassicaformis is the source of this 6753-nucleotide messenger RNA. NCBI's taxonomy places the organism in Eukaryota, Vitrellaceae. The record is from the annotation of a GenBank genome assembly.